UGUACACCACCGGGUGAAGUGCUCAAUGAGCCCAUGUUGAUAUUACGCUAUUGACUUGUUACAUCUCGAGGAGUCUCAGACCUCAAGAGCGGAUAACUCGAUCUGAUGCACGUAUUCUCAAUCCACCGCAACAAUGAGGGCUUUAUGGUACGAUGUCUUCAAGCAAGGCAAGACUUUGGCCGACGCGCCUCCAGAUGUGCUCGCACAAGAAAGCAACAUGGCCUGGAGUACCAAUGUGUCAGGCAAAAACACUCGUUUCUUCAAUAUUAUCACCGAGAAAGACGACGUAAUUGCAGGCGCAGUGGUGCACUUUACCGACAUCAAAUCCUACGAUGAUUUGCUCGAGUUGACUGGCUCUAUUCCGUGGAUGGAAGCCGACUUUGCAGUUGGAAGACCAUUUCUCUAUCAGAAUUUCGUCUCGGUCGAAAAGCUCUUCCAUCAAAAUGGGAAAUAUCUUGGUGUCGAGCCCAUAAAACGGAUUCAACCCUUCACCACAAGUCCCACCGUCACCUGGUAUGUAAUCCUUACUGCGAAGACGUCAGAAGGCUUUGACGAGGGGCAUGGGGUUGAAAACGCCCUUCAGGCUUUUCGAAUGCUGAAAGGUGGUAUUGCGGAAGAGGUUUUUGACCUGCUGCCGCCGGAUGAUGGAUUGAUACUGCGUAUCAAAGCCAAUGACCGGGCUGAAGUGGAAGAGUAUCUCCACAAUUUCCUGUCUGUCAGACACGGCGCUGUAGACGUCCUUGUGCUGAAGACCAAGUCUACAUGUGUUUGGGAUUUCGCGUUCUUCUGAAAGCCAACAGAAGUAGCGCGGAGAAAGGAUUUCAUGGUCACUGCUCAAAAGUAUUUGGUGUUGGAACCAUAGUCUUCAUCUGAACUAGCAUAAUGUUCCGCCGCCAGCUACUGGCACAUAAAGGCCAUUUAACCAUCCUGCAC
This is a messenger RNA of Exophiala dermatitidis NIH/UT8656, 933 nucleotides long. RefSeq lists its product as uncharacterized. Lineage: Eukaryota; Fungi; Ascomycota; Eurotiomycetes; Chaetothyriales; Herpotrichiellaceae. The transcript is spliced from 3 exons. The record is from RefSeq and is a predicted model, not a curated record. Bases 134 to 790 code for a protein of 218 amino acids.